Pelobates cultripes (western spadefoot toad) is the source of this 306-nucleotide messenger RNA. The record is from the annotation of a GenBank genome assembly. Lineage: Eukaryota; Metazoa; Chordata; Amphibia; Anura; Pelobatidae.
AUGGUGGCUCAACUCCGGCAUGCGCUUGAUCGGAUCCAAUCGCAGUCACGAUACUCAGACCUAGCCCUGAAAUCCUUUCUGGCGCAGUCGUAUUCCCUGCCAGUACUCCUACACAAACCACACAACCUACAUUCGGAUGAUAUUCUCUCAAACCCUCUCUUGGCUGUUAAGGCCUGGAAGAUGGCUCGGGCCAGCAUGGGGGCAAGCCCUCUAUGUUCCAUACACCUACCCCUGCUCCGGAAACCCGAGUUCCAGGACGGAUCCAACACAUUCCCAUUCACAAUGUGGUCAGGGCAGGGUCUCUGA